AUGGGGUUUACCCGCAAAGAGAUUGUAGCUCUUAUGGGUACCCACACUCUGGGGGCCAUGGCGUUUGAGUUUUCAGGAUUCUCAGCAUUUUUGCACGAAGAGCGAGAUUUGGACCAGUCUGCCUGGAUUGGUUCCAAUGAUGCGUUCGACAACGGUUGGUAUCGGUUCAUGUUGCGUGUUCCAUGGGACAAGAAGGAAACUAUGGUUGACGAUGUGACGGUGAUUGAAUGGUUGUUCCGUGACAAUACGUUUCUUAACAGUGAUGAAGGUACAAUGUCAGGGCGUCCAUAA
Molecule: messenger RNA, 291 nt
Organism: Seminavis robusta
Lineage: Eukaryota; Bacillariophyta; Bacillariophyceae; Naviculales; Naviculaceae
Source: the annotation of a GenBank genome assembly